AUGCCUCCUAAGUUCGAUCCAUCUCAGGUUGUUGACGUGUACGUCCGCGUCACCGGUGGUGAGGUUGGAGCUGCAUCUUCACUCGCCCCCAAAAUCGGACCCCUUGGUCUCUCUCCCAAGAAAAUUGGAGAAGACAUUGCUAAAGAAACUGCCAAGGACUGGAAGGGAUUGCGAGUCACCGUCAAGCUUACCGUCCAAAACCGGCAAGCUAAAGUCUCCGUCGUUCCAUCCGCCGCUGCUCUGGUUAUCAAAGCCCUUAAAGAACCGGAACGCGACAGGAAGAAGGUGAAGAACAUCAAGCAUUCUGGAAACAUAUCGUUAGAUGAUGUUAUCGAGAUUGCGAAAGUGAUGAGGCCGAGGUCGAUGGCGAAGGAGUUGGCGGGAACUGUGAAGGAGAUCCUCGGGACGUGUGUUUCCGUUGGUUGUACUGUCGACGGGAAGGAUCCUAAGGAUUUGCAACAGGAAAUUGCUGAUGGUGAUGUGGAGAUUCCUCUGGAUUGA
Lactuca saligna is the source of this 501-nucleotide messenger RNA. The record is from the annotation of a GenBank genome assembly. NCBI's taxonomy places the organism in Eukaryota, Viridiplantae, Streptophyta, Magnoliopsida, Asterales, Asteraceae.